Messenger RNA from Eutrema salsugineum, 1970 nucleotides. RefSeq names its product probable E3 ubiquitin-protein ligase MARCH10. The transcript has 8 exons. Gene Ontology annotation, molecular function: zinc ion binding. NCBI's taxonomy places the organism in Eukaryota, Viridiplantae, Streptophyta, Magnoliopsida, Brassicales, Brassicaceae. The record is from RefSeq and is a predicted model, not a curated record. The coding region runs from base 180 to 1622 and encodes 480 amino acids.
GAUCACAUAUUCAGUUUCAGGAACCCAGAAAAGAGGACUCAUCUUUACCUCGAAAAAGGGUUCCUGAUGAUCCUUGGCUACACUUUUCUCCUGGCAAAAUUAAUUUUCUGAUUUUGAUCAUUUUGUUAGAUUCUUCUCUGCUUUUCUUUUUCCUGGGUUUCGUAUUUUUUAGCUCGAUUAUGGAUGGUAGAGAUAAAGCUCGCGAAGAACAACAUGGGUCUCUCCAAGAUGUUAAUUCUCCACUGCAAAGGGAUGUAGAUUCUACUGAGAUUGCAGAAGAAGAGCUAUCACCGGGCCGAGACCUGUGGAGGCGAGGCAUUGUGUUAGAUUUAUCAUCAAGAACACCAGAAGAUACAGGAGAUGAGGAUCUGUUGAGACGAAAUGCAACCCUAACAUCAAGCCCUGUUGCCAAAAAAGUCAACUUUUCUCCAAUGUCCAGCCCUAGAUUCGGGCAACGUGGUGCAUCCCUGAGUCCUUCCUCGUCCUCUUCAAGAAACAGCCUGAAGAAUCUAAUCCCAAAGUUAAGCUUCAAAAACCGGAGCAGCAAUAACAAUAACGUGGAUAUCGAGAAAGGUGGUGAUUUGGUCUUUGCGUCCUCUCCUUCUUCAGGAAAUUGCAGGGACAGGUCCACAUGGACUCUCACUAAUAUUUUAACUCCAAGGUUGAAGAAAACUGAGUCCUUGCCGGUAACCCCUAUAGCUCACUCAAAUCCUGAGUCCAUGCACGGGAGAUAUGUGCUUGAUCCAGUUACUACCAUGAAAAAAGGGCCUCCACUGCCUAUUCACCGUUCACGUUCUGUCCCGGCAUUCAACAAAGAUGGAAGUCUAAGGCAAUCUGGUGUUUUCCGGGUGAUUCCUACUCCGAACAUGACGCCAACCAGAAAUAUUAUUAAACUUAAUGACACGAAUGUUGAUGGCGGAGAAGAUGUUCCUGAAGAAGAAGCUGUGUGCAGAAUCUGCCUGGUCGAAUUGGGAGAAGAUUCAGAAGCCUUCAAGAUGGAAUGUAUGUGUAGAGGUGAAUUAGCUCUUGCCCACAAAGAAUGUACAAUCAAAUGGUUCACCAUUAAAGGAAACCGAACAUGUGAUGUGUGCAAGCAAGAGGUUCAAAAUCUCCCUGUGACCCUUCUUCGCAUGCAGAACUCGCAGGGUAAUGGGGCUGCGGAUACGGAGUCUUCUCACUACAGCGUAUGGCAAGAUGUUCCAAUUCUUGUCAUUGUAAGCAUGCUUGCAUACUUCUGUUUCCUCGAGCAGCUUCUGCUUACGAAAAUGAAAUCCGGCGCCAUCGCAAUAUCUUUACCAUUCUCUUGCGUUCUUGGUCUUCUUGCCUCCAUGACGUCGACAACAAUGGUGAAAAAGCAAUAUGUCUGGAUUUACGCCACAGUUCAGUUCGGUCUUGUAGUUGUUUUCGCUCACUUUUUCUUUUCAUUGGUUCGUAUGCAGCCGGUUGUGUCCAUUCUCUUAGCCACAUUGGUAGGGUUCGGACUGACCAUGAGCGGCACAACGGGUCUAGUCGAGUUUUCAAAAUGGAGGAGAAGGCAUAGGACACCUGAACCUCCAAGCAGUAGUCAGGUGGAUCCACCACUACCAGUUCAGACAGCAGAUCAAAGCAUGCCUGGAUCAUGAAACUGAAGGCAGAGCUUCUGAAUGCUGAUUAUAUGUUCCAGUAGCAAUGUGUGGUAACAAAUCAAACCAUUUCAGACCGAGUUUACGGGAUAUCUGGAUGGAGGGAGAUCCAUCUAUUUAGAGACGUUAAAAUAGAUUGGUCAUGUGGAUUUAGUUAUGAGCAUAAAGGUUUCUGUGUUUUUGUUUGUGAAUGUGAGAGUGUAUUAUUAGUGUUCUAGAAGGGCUAUUUUUUUCGUCCUACUUGAUUGUACAAAAAUAAGUAAAAAGGAAUUUUUGCUGCAGCUCUUGAAAUUCCAAGAAUCUUGUACUAAUCCUUGGGUUGUAUAUGACACUUUCUAGUGAUUUUUU